Cheilinus undulatus (humphead wrasse) is the source of this 4074-nucleotide messenger RNA. RefSeq names its product stathmin 2a (gene stmn2a). Gene Ontology annotation, cellular component: growth cone; neuron projection; cytoplasm. NCBI's taxonomy places the organism in Eukaryota, Metazoa, Chordata, Actinopteri, Labriformes, Labridae. Gene Ontology annotation, biological process: regulation of microtubule polymerization or depolymerization; neuron projection development; microtubule depolymerization. The transcript is spliced from 5 exons. The coding region runs from base 2220 to 2768 and encodes 182 amino acids. Gene Ontology annotation, molecular function: tubulin binding. The record is from RefSeq and is a predicted model, not a curated record.
GAUUCUGUCAGUAUUUGGAUUUAUUUCUCAAAGUGGGUCCAUUAAAACUCAAACCUGUUGUAUUCAAAACUUUGAAGGUGCUUACAAUGCGCAAAAUGCUGUGACAUGACCUUAAACAGUCCAUUUAUUCUGGGAAACCCUUCAGUGUGGCUGACUUAAAACAAUCCUGCAAACAAGAGGGGCCAAAAUUGCUCUGCAGCAUCGUGAAGGACGCAUUAUCAGUUAUGCUGUUAUUGCAAAUGCUACCAAGUGUGGCAGUCAAGGGUAGAAUGAACAGUUAUUUGGUUUGGGGGGAAUUACUUUUCACAUAGGGCCAGGUAGAUUUGAAUGACUUUUUUUCCGGCUGAUAGAUGACCUUUCUCUGGAUGCUUUGGCUCAUCAGUAAAUAUCUGCUUGUCUGUAAUAAUGAUAUAUUUAAGUAUUGAAGCUAUUGUGCCACUGUUUCCAACCCUCUAAUUUUUAAAGUUUCUCUUUCAUUGAAAUAUCAACACUUGGUAACAGCUAUGGUGGAAAUGGUGAAAUUGCAACAGACAGACAAAAUAUUUCAUUGCAAUAUCUACAGUAUCUUUCUUAUGGUCUUCAUAUUGCUUAUGAAGUUAAGCUUAUGAGUCACAUUUCCAAACCUAGCACAAAAUGUAAAGAAGUUGGAGUUUGGUAGAUUGUUUCUUAGUUGUAACUUAACAAUGCUCCUUGGGUAGAAAUCUUAUACUGUAGGAAUGCCUGUUUAUUUCCCUUUUAAAUGGCGCCAUAUUUGUAAGGAAUGUGCACUUGCAGGAUGAGCAGCAGAUUUAUCAAUUUAACAAACAGGAGCCUCAGUGGUGUGUGGAAGAACCAUACACAGCCACAACACUCUGGCAUCUCCUCCUCAUGCUGGUCACCACACUGCUGUGCGAUGGCAUCCCAUUCUUCAACUAGCAUUUCUCACAAGUCAACCAAUUGUCAACACCUAGGGAUACCUGAAGCUCAAAACAUGAGUUAGUAGAAACAGCAAAACAAACUGUUAGGCUUUGGCAGAGAAAAUUUGGCAUUUUUUCAAGGGGACAUACCACAUACUCAGCUCUGCUGCUCAUCCCACAAAUGCAUGCUCCUUACAAAUGUGGCACCAUUUAAAAGGGUAAAAACAGGCUUUCCAAAAUGUAUGUCAAAGAUGCAUUGUUACAACAAAGAAAUAAUCUAUCAAACCCAUAUUUUCAUACUUUUUGUGCUGUGGGGUUGUUAUGUGUUUUCCAAAAGACUCGCUGCAUUUUGAUACCAAUAUAUGCUCCAAAAUCUGAACUUCCCUGCUUCAAGAUGGUGUAAAUUUAGCAACUGGUAAAAUGAAUCCCACAGCAUUGACUCAUGUAGUCAUCAUUUUGGUUUCUAAACCUUUAGCUGUUAUUCACAAGGCUUCACAGCCAACUAAUACACAUGUUAGACCUAACUGAACUUGUUUUCAAAAUAUUGUCACUUUACUUGGAUUGAAGUAUGUACUUUGGUACAAAAAGCUUUAUUAUUUGGAAAGAACUCACUUAAAAAUCCCCAAAACUUUCUUUUGUUUUCUAUGACCAUAAAGAAAUGAUGGAUGCUUCCUGAAUUUGUGUAGUUGCCUGGAAACGGUGGGUCACAUCACCCACAUGCUCAUCGUAGGCUACUCCACCCUCCCUACUCCACACAAAGCUAACAACUGACGUAAAAUGACGCAUUAAAAUGUUAAAAUUAAAUUCUUAGCAAAGAUAACCAUCACUGCUGACAAUCUAAAUGUCAUGUAGGUUAGCCAUUUGUCUUUUUAGCUAUUUAGUGUGAUUUAUCAGGUAGCUUAAACAAGCUACAGACCUUCAGUCAAUGAAAUGUUACUAAAGGUAACAUUUUCUGUAGUAGCUACACCUUAAAAUCAAAAAUUGCCUAUCAUUCCAAUGUUUUUGUUUCUCUCGCUCCGCUUUUCUACUAGGACUCAGAUGUCUUGUUUACUGGUUUUAAGCAAACACGUUUCCGCUUUAGCCCACUCUUUAUUAUUAACGCUAACUUUAUGUUGGCUACAUGACAAUAUCAGGAACUGAUAAACCGCUCCUCGCGCGUGAGGACAGAGGGGAGGGUCUGCAUGCGCGCUCCCGCUCGUGCCCACCUCCUGUCUGCCAUCCGAGCCUAGCCCGGUCUAUUCGCUGACUCAGUGCCUUAAGCAGCAUCACCGAUCACCUGAAGAGAGCCUCAGCAUCCUCUGCGGAGACAAAAAUACGUCGGCCAUGGCUAAAACAGCAACCGCAUAUAAGGAGAAGAUGAAGGAGCUGUCCGUCAUCUCCCUCAUCUGCUCCUGCUUCUACCCAGAAUCACGCAACAAGCUUGUGCGUGAGUUUGAAGGAUCGACAGACAUGGAGGUGAAGCCGAUCAACAAGCGGGCCUCUGGCCAGGCCUUCGAGGUGAUUCUCAAGCCUCUGUCUCCGGUGUCAGAUGUGGCCCACAACCUCCCUUCACCUCCCAAGAGGGACAUUUCUUUGGAGGACAUUGAGAAGAAACUGGAGGCUGCAGAAGAACGGAGGAAGUACCAGGAGGCCCAGGUGCUGAGGGCUUUGGCAGAGAAGCGAGAGCAUGAGCGGGAUGUGUUGCUAAAGGCUAUGGAGGAGAACAGCAACUUCAGUAAGAUGGCUGAAGAGAAGCUGCAGAUGAAGAUGGAUCAGAUCAAGGAGAACCGUGACGCCCAUCUGGCAGCCAUGAUGGAGCGUCUACAGGAGAAAGAAAGACACGCAGCCAUGGUGCGCAAGAACAAAGAGCUGAGGGAAGAGCUGACAGCAUGAGCCUCACACAGGCCCUGACUUCCAUAGUCCAUCAGUGUCCCUCCCACAAUCCCCACCCCCUUCUGAUCCUCCCUUCCCCACCCCUCCCUCACCCUCCUCAGAACAGACACCCAACCCUGGCGGCCAAGAGGUUCAAGGACCUCACCAUCACAUCACAACACACCACAGCACCAGUACACACAACUAUCAGUAUUAUCAGUGGAUACAAGCAUCAGUUACACUCAUCUUGAGAGUUGAAUGGAUUUGUUCAUUUUAGAGAAAAUUAUAUGGCUUUUCUUUUGUAAAUACAGUUUUCUUAAAAUCUAUCUAUCUAUCUAUCUAUCUAUCUAUCUAUCUAUCUAUCUAUCUAUCUAUCUAUCUAUCUAUCUAUGAUGGUAGGCGAGGUACAUACUGUACUGCUCUGUAUGAUUUCACACAUUUUGUUUGUGAUUGAUAAAUGUUUCAGUUCUUGAAAUUUUGACUCUACAACCAUUUUUUUUGUGAAAGAGCUCGGUGUUGUGAGUUGGCUGUCGACUGACUUUUUGCAAUGUUUCCUGAUGAUGUCAUGAUGAUGAUGAUGAUAAAAAUGAUGAUGUUUCCGUGUCUUUGUGAAGAAUGACGAUUUGGUGUACACGUAGACUUACGGACUUAAUCUCAAGAUAGCAAUGUAUCCCUUCUGUAUCUUCCUCACUCAUGCACACAUACUCUUUUUCGACACGCACGCUUGGAACUUAAUACGCCAAAAACACACAGUUUCAUAAAGUGUCCACUUCCUCUUUAAUCAAGCUUGAUUAUGAACUUGAUAGGUGCUUUAUUGUUACUAUUAAGAAUGUCUUUGGCCAAUGGGAGCAACUAUUUCUACACUUGCAGGUUCCUUUUUUUUCCCUGACAACUUUAUUUAUCAAUGAUUAACCAAAUCAAUAUCUCACAGUGUUUGGGGAUUAAUCUCUUGAAUGUUAUGGUAUCUGCCGUUGCUCCCACCUUGAUAUUGAUAGUGCGAACAUAACGUAUGUCUGCGUGGGUGUGUGUGAAUGCAGAUUUACAAAAAGGCAUCACUGGCCUCUGCUCUCUUUAUAGGGAUGGGAUGGAGAAUGGAUGCAGGAUGCUUUACAUUCAGCACACAGAACAAGCCUCUUUUUAAUAUCCAGUCACUGAUAUCUGCCUGCAUCCUCUGCUGCUUGUGUUUCUCCCUUCAUAUAUUUCUCUGUGAAAGCUUUGCUGAAUAAAGGUUUGGGAUUCUGUGAACGUAUGGCAUGCACCAUCUAAUACUUUUCUGUGCUAAAAAAAAGUGGAGGGAAAAAUGUAAACUGCCAAAUAAAAGAACCAG